CGUGCGAUCGAUACGGCACCACGUAUAUACACCACGAGGAUGGCGAUGGUCCGGACGUUGUUCUUCCUCGGCACGGCGCUCCUCGCGCUCGCCAAGGUUGGCGCCGCUCCACCGAAGAGAUAUUACGAUCAACGGCAGAACGGCAAUUUCAACGCGGACGUCAAGCUGGAGAACCUCCUCUUCGUCGCGGUCUUCCCGCUGACCCCGGUUAACUCCGACUUAAUUGAGCCGGCGUUGUCGGCUAUCGAGCACCUCGAUCUCUCGCUAUUCCGCUCGAAGGGACAAGAAUCGAUCAAAGGCGAGGAGACAGUUCAGCAAGACGAUUCACCCGCCUAUGCCGUGGAAGUCGUACAGAUAAAUGAAAAUCGUCCGGACAAGGAGAGCUCGGUGCGAAAAGCGGAAGGGGACGCGGAAACGUCGAGCGUCUCGGAACAGCGGCCGACACCCGUCGGCGACGGGCAGACCCCGGAAAAGGAGGAGGCCGGGAGAGCCGCGAGAAAUGUGAAGAACUUCGACUUCCCGAAGAGCCGCGAGGUGCCGUCCGUUCCGGGAUACUUCGUGAACGUGAGGAAGACGUCCGGGAGGCCCAAGACGGGCGACGGCGGCCGGGCGCGGAACGUGGUCGGGAACGUCUGGAAUCCCGACGACGAGCCGGGACGACCGGGAACGUCGCUGAAGAAGCAGCUGCCUCGAAGGGGCGAGGGGGACGUCGCGCCGCCUGCGUCGAACGUCGACAAGAACGACGUGUCUCCGGCGCUCGCCGAGGAGGAGGAGGAGAAGCAGCAGCAGGAGCUGAGUCUGCUGGGCGACGGCGUCGAGAACUGCGGCCCAGGACGACGUCGCGACGCGUCCGGCGUCUGCGAAUCCGACGGCUCGGCCGACUCCCUUUAGCUCUAAGUUCCCACACAUGGCUGUAGUUCUUAAAAAUUUGACAUUAAAAUAUACUAGUUAUUAUGCGAGAUAUCUCAUGCGAUGUUUUAUUUAGCAUAAAUUUUAUGUCAGAUCUAUUGCAUUUAUAUCGAUAAAAAGAAUAUUUCUUUCGCUUAUUAGUGCAGGAGCAAGACAGAACGGAACGAGUAACGAAUUAUAUUUGAUUAAUUUAAUUUAGCAUUUAAAACGCGCUGAAUGCGAGAUAAUUAUCGUUUUAUAUAAAGUUUUAUACGAACGUAUGAAGAUUUAUACACUGCAUGUAUCUAUUAAGGUACUUAAUCAAUAAAAAUAUUUAAACAACA
Wasmannia auropunctata (little fire ant) is the source of this 1232-nucleotide messenger RNA. RefSeq lists its product as uncharacterized. The coding region runs from base 40 to 891 and encodes 283 amino acids. The record is from RefSeq and is a predicted model, not a curated record. Lineage: Eukaryota; Metazoa; Arthropoda; Insecta; Hymenoptera; Formicidae. The transcript has a single exon.